Messenger RNA from Oncorhynchus nerka (sockeye salmon), 3869 nucleotides. It is a transcript of the gene sox14, whose product is annotated as SRY-box transcription factor 14. The record is from RefSeq and is a predicted model, not a curated record. Gene Ontology annotation, biological process: anatomical structure morphogenesis; cell differentiation; regulation of DNA-templated transcription. The transcript has a single exon. The coding region runs from base 412 to 1119 and encodes 235 amino acids. Lineage: Eukaryota; Metazoa; Chordata; Actinopteri; Salmoniformes; Salmonidae. Gene Ontology annotation, molecular function: RNA polymerase II cis-regulatory region sequence-specific DNA binding; DNA-binding transcription factor activity, RNA polymerase II-specific.
CGCUUUUGGCUCUCAUUCACGCGCUUCCCCUCAUUUCCAAACCAGGUGCUUUGCAGGGCGGGAAAUCUCUAAGAAAAAACACAACACUUUAUGACUCUUCGACCGCGGAACUUUGCUUUCACCUCGGUGGAUUUUCAUGCGUGUUGCUGUUUUCCACCUUAUAGCCUAGCACGGUUUUUUGAAAAAGAAAGUAUACAUAGCUGGACUUAGCGAACGAUUUCUUAACUCCGGAGAAAUUGGACAGUGUGGAUUUUUAUUGAUGCUGUUUUCCGACUUCGUCUCAAGCAUUCGAGAACUGGCAUGAUCUGUGUCUGCCAGCAAGACAGGUGAAUAUUUUUUUCCCCUCGGUUGGUUUUGAGAACUUUUUUCCACGUUACUUUUAAUUGGGGAUAAAAGGCACACUCUUUAAAAAUGUCAAAGCCUGUAGAUCAUAUCAAGAGGCCAAUGAAUGCGUUCAUGGUCUGGUCCCGCGGCCAGAGGAGGAAAAUGGCACAAGAGAAUCCCAAAAUGCAUAACUCAGAAAUCAGCAAAAGACUUGGCGCGGAGUGGAAGCUGCUCUCUGAAUCCGAAAAGCGUCCUUACAUCGACGAAGCGAAGAGGCUGCGAGCACAGCACAUGAAAGAACACCCAGACUAUAAAUACAGACCCAGGCGCAAACCCAAGAAUCUACUGAAGAAGGACAGGUAUGUGUUCCCUUUGCCUUACCUUGGGGACACGGAUCACUUGAAAGGACUCUCAGCCUCGGACUCUCUGUUGAGCGCAUCAGAGAAAGUCAGGGCAUUCAUGCCCCCGACCUCGGUACCUUACUCGUUCCUCGACCCGAGCCAGUUCACCUCCAGUGCUAUCCAGAAAAUGACAGAGAUGCCCCACACCAUGACCACCAGCAGUUUGGGUUACGGCUCGUUGGGAUACCAGAACGGCGCGUUCGGCAGUUUGGGUUGCCCCAGCCAGCACACCCACACCCACCCGUCGCCCACAAACCCGGGGUACGUGGUUCCCUGUAACUGUACCGCCUGGUCGGCGUCGAGUUUACAGCCCCCGGUUGCCUACAUACUUUUUCCAGGUAUGACCAAGAGUGGGAUAGACCCAUAUUCAUCAACACAUGCCACUGCUAUGUAACGCGCCAGACAGACUGACUGACUGAGUUUCUGUUUAAACAAGUAAUUUGAGAACAGCAAUGCAUGUAUAGGUUAUAUGGACAGAACAGUUCGCCCCCCCCCCCCCCCCAAAAAAGAGAAAUGACAAGUAUAAAGGCCCGUGGACUUAAGAGCAAAACGGGCGAAAACUUUUCACGAGAUCUGAACAAGACGUUGGUUCCUGACCUCAUGGAACUGGGACGGAACUAUGUACGGCAGGUGCUCUGUGAACUGUAAGAAUUAUUGUAAAUGUUAUAACGUUUAUUAAUGGCUACCGGAAAAGGAGGCCUUUAACUUUAUUUAUUAUGUACAUCUUGAUGCUAUGAUAAUUUUGUUUGAAUUAUUAUUGAUAUUAUUAUGAUAACCUUAUUUUCCAAAUUUGGCUUGCACAAAUUUACGAUAGCCUUCUUGUUUCCUGUAUAAUGUGUUGCAUUUUGGCACUCUGAAUUUCAGCUGGUAUGAUAGGGUCAAAAUUAAAGACCUCUGAGUUAAUAAGUAUACGGGUUAUAUUGUUUCUAUGGACCGAACUGGCACAUAACUAGACAGUCUAUUUAAAAUAACAAAUGAAAAAUCCUUAUAAUUUAAUAAUGUUUCAUUUUAAAUUUUUCCUGUGGUUCAAGUGCUAAUAGUCACACGUCAUUUUUUUUUUUUGAGGAAUAACUUCUUAUUUGAAGUUAUAAGCAGUUAAUGUUGUAUUUUUUAAUGUAAAACCUGUCAUGUUAUGGUAAGGAAAUGUAUCUUGAAGGGUGAUACCUCGGUUCUUUGUUCAUCUGCCGAGCUAAGACUUUUUGAAUAAAGGACAAUCUGUCUUAGAACAUAUUAAAUUCCUGUAUGGUUAUAUUGCAGUAGCGUGUCAUUGGAAGGUACAGCACAACCCGGCCUGGUUGAGUUAACCCAAAGUGUCAAUGUGGUAGGCAUCAGAGGACAACAACACAUUUAAGAACAAUAUUUAUCAAAAUAUUUCGGAAUAUUAAUACUAUAUUCAAUUUGUUAUUUGACCAACCUCAAUAUAAAAAAAAUGUGGUUUAGCCAUUUGACCUAUAUCAUUACAUUGUAUUAUCCUACACCCAGGCUGUGAGCCAUAGCAAAUUAGACAGUAAAUGUGCAUGUAUGAGUCAUUUUUUAUUAUUAAUUACAAUGGAUUUCACUACAGUAUACCUACUGCAAAUAGAAGAUUCGGCAAAACAAAAACAGAUGAGGAAACAAAGCGUACCUUCAGCAUACUCUCCAAAUGAUCAUUAUCGCUCUAAUCAGCGUCGUUUGAUUGAGGUGACGUUUCAUGCGCGUGGCAGCUGGCCAUCUGGAACGAAUGAGGAGAUGUGAGAUAGUGCUGACAACGCGUGGCGUUUAGGCCUACUCUUUAGGGACCAAUAGAAGAAUUCAACGAUAAACGAUUAAACGUAGCCUAGACCUUUAGGCAAACAGAAGGCAAGUCCGCGUUACAGAAGCCAUAAACUAUGGAUAGCCUGAUAAUUGAAAUGUAUACGUUUAGAAAAAAACCGCUUAAUAAAUAAUGUAUUGUUUAGCAAUUACAAUUGACAAUAUUUUGCAACAAGAAAACCACUAUCAAAUAAUAACAACAACAAAACAACAAUAACAAAGCAAAUGAUUAGGCCUCUCAAUAAAAGCAAGCAGAGGCCAAUAGGCUGGCUAGGUUCAAGUUUGAAAUAUUUUGUGAAAUAAUCAGUGAUUUAAUUUUGGCCUUGUGAAAUCACCAGCCUUGCAGUGACCAGGCUAUAAUCAGUCUCUAUCGGGUUCUAUAGCAGUAACCAGGCUAUAAUCAGUCUCUAUCGGGUUAUAUAGCAGUAACCAGGCUAUAAUCAGUCUCUAUCGGGUUCUAUAGCAGCAACCAGGCUAUAAUCAGUCUCUAUCGGGUCCUAAUGCAGCAACCAGGCUAUAAUCAGUCUAUCGGGUUCUAUAGCAGUAGCAUGACAGUAUUGGCUCAUCCUGUUGUAGGAUAGCUUUAACUCGGACUGACUGGCCUGUCACUUCCAAUAGUGUUGCUAAUAUGUUGCCAUCAGAGCUCAUAUUGCCAAACGCGUUGCUCAACAUGUAGGUUAUUUCAGUCCGCCUCUAGCCAAAGCCCUAACAUUAUGGCUGAUGUUAUUAUCACAGCUAUACACAAAUGACUAGGUUAUAUUACCUGUUGAGUAUUACAGAGAUAGUAGCCUGACAUAUUAUCGUAUGCCUUUAAUAUGUCAGAAUGGGUUCCCUAUUGAAAUCCUGACCGAUGUAUUUUUAUGUGGCUGUCAAGCUGUCAAACGUUUUUUUUUUAUUCAACUUUCAAUGUAAUAGCUUCUGCAGUUUUAGGUGCGGUGCCUGCGCUCUAAACAGGUUACAAACAUGUUCUCUGCGUUAAAGGUGUUGAGGUACUCUUUAGUGACACUGAAAUGAACCGACAGAAUAGUCUUUGAUGUUCGACUGAGCGGAGAGGAGAGGCCUCCUCCCUUCAGGGAUUCCGCUCGUCAGACCUGUUUGACUGACUUGCUAAAGCACAUCAAGCGGGUGUUCUUGUUCAUUUAAAAAAAAAUAAAGAACGUACAUUUAAUAGAACAACAGGAUAAAAUGUUGAACAUAUUACGUUAUGGGAUAAUAUUAUAGGCUACAGAUUCAAAUGGACUUUUGGAUAAAUAUGACUCAAGUCUCAAGAGCACUGAUAUGUUCCGGAUCUGUCACAUUCAUCACAUUAAUUUAGGCCCUAAAACUGUUUUACACUGUACCCGAUGUUUUAAC